This is a messenger RNA of Vespula pensylvanica (western yellowjacket), 1206 nucleotides long. RefSeq names its product probable rRNA-processing protein EBP2 homolog. Lineage: Eukaryota; Metazoa; Arthropoda; Insecta; Hymenoptera; Vespidae. The record is from RefSeq and is a predicted model, not a curated record. The transcript has 3 exons. The coding region runs from base 112 to 1053 and encodes 313 amino acids. Gene Ontology annotation, biological process: rRNA processing; ribosomal large subunit biogenesis. Gene Ontology annotation, cellular component: nucleolus; preribosome, large subunit precursor; nuclear periphery.
GAUAAGAACAAAGCACACAUGGUGCUGGAGCACACAUGGGUUGAAUUUAUAUACUCAGUCAGUUUGUUGUUUUAUAAUUUUUGAAAUAAAAUAAGUUAAGUGUGAAUUACAAUGGCGAAUACAUCUGAAUCUGAUUCUGAAGUAAAUUCUUCGGACGAGGAGUUACAAGAAGCUCUUGCAUCGGGUUUAUUAAAACCUGGUCUCAAUGCUAUCAUUGAAACGAACAAAAGAGAACACAAGAAUAAUGUAACUUUGAUGAAGAAGAAAUUAGAAGAAAUAAAAUUAAAUUUGCCAUGGAUAGAGAGGUUGGAUAUGGUCAAUGCUUUGGCACCAUUAGCGCCAGAGUUGGUGCUUCAAAUGCAAGAACAAGAAAUAAGACGUGCCAAACAGUUACAAGGAAAUAAAAAAUUACCUCAAUUUAGUCCGUCAGAAGAUCCUGUUUUAAAUGAUUUUCGUAGAGAAACAAUGUUUCAUCGGCAAGCACAAGGUGCUGUUGUUGAUGCCAUAGCAAGAAUAAAGAAACUCGGUAUCCCAGCUAUUAGACCAGAUGAUUAUUUUGCAGAAAUGGCUAAAACUGAUAAUCAUAUGCAAAAAAUUAGAGAAAAUCUGAUGAAAAAGCAAAUGAUUGCACAAAGGUCAGAAAAAGUAAGACAGAUGAGACAGCAGAGAAAGAUAAGCAAACAGAUGCAAGUAGAAGCAACUUUGAAGAAACAUGCGGAGAAGAGAAAAAUGUUAGAAGAGGUAAAAAAAUAUCGUAAAGGUAUAAGACAAGAUUUAGACUUUUUAGAAGAUAAGAAAAAACCUCAAUAUAAGUCUGGUAAUAGAAAGUUAGAUCCAAAGGUUCAAGCUAAGAUUAAGAUGAAAAAUGCUAAGUACGGUUAUGGUGGUAAAAAGCGUGAUAGUAAGAGGAAUACCAAAUCUAGUUCAGCGGAUGUUUCCGAAUACCGAAAACCACAAAAACCAGGACAGGGACGUAAGGGUAAAGGUGGAAAGACAAAACAGCAAAGGCCUGGUAAAAAUCGUAGAAUACAGAUGAAAGCUAGGAAAAAAUAAAAAUGUUUAAAUCGUAUUCUUAUUUUUAAGGAUGAUGAUGUACGAUACAUAAUAUAAAGAAAAAAAAUUAUUGUUUUUAAGUAUAUAUAUAUAUACACAUAGUAAUUAAACUCUUUGUACAAAAUAAAUAACCGAAUAAUCCUGAGCUAUUUA